Messenger RNA from Neurospora crassa OR74A, 529 nucleotides. RefSeq lists its product as hypothetical. The transcript has a single exon. The record is from RefSeq and is a predicted model, not a curated record. Bases 1 to 462 code for a protein of 153 amino acids. Lineage: Eukaryota; Fungi; Ascomycota; Sordariomycetes; Sordariales; Sordariaceae.
AUGCGUCUCCCAAAUUCACCUCUCCUUCUCCCCAUCUCCUUCUUGCUGCUCCUAUUGCUAGGUACCAGCGCAGCUCUGGCCUCUUCUCUUUAUCCUUCUCUCGGCUCCGAAAGCACCGCCGCAACCACCGCCAUUACCAUCCCCGAGGAUCCUGCUACAAACCCAACCGACAUCAAUCCUUCUUUCUCCACACCAGCCAACGUAACCUACGACGACAUCACCGAACAUCAUCGCGGCCGUAACCAUACGCACAACAACCACACCAGCGAUGGGACUACGGGUUAUGUUCCCCCGGGUACAGCCUUGGUCGCUAUGCUUGUUACGUUUGGGAUGGCGAUGCUGGGGGGACUGGGAAUUGCUUCGGCAGUAGCGUUGGUGUUGUCAGUGGUGGAGGUGCUGGGUGAGGGGGUAGGGUUGGUGGUUUCCUUGGUGGGUAGUUGGUGGAUGGAAGUACCUAGGUGAAGUAGAUGGUGAUACCUCUGGGUAAAGGAGGGUUGGGUAAUGGGACUUGACUGGAGAGGAAGGAGAG